This is a messenger RNA of Adineta steineri, 1773 nucleotides long. Lineage: Eukaryota; Metazoa; Rotifera; Eurotatoria; Adinetida; Adinetidae. The record is from the annotation of a GenBank genome assembly.
AUGAGACGUUCAGCAAUAACAAAUAAUGACAAUGAUAAUAAUCAAUUGUCAACAACAACAACAACAACAUCAUCAUCAUCAUCGGCAAUAACAAAUGAAAUAAAUAAUCAGCAACAAAAACGUUCAUUAGAAGAUUAUGGUUUUCUAACGAACUUAAAACGACGUCGUCAUCUUUCACCACAAAAUUCUAAUAUAGAUAUUAAUAAUGAUACUGAUAAUGAUACAAUAUCAUUACCAACUAUUAAAAAAAAAACAAGAACAAAAUCGAAAAAUCGAUCAAUCUUAAAUGCAUCUAAUGAUACGAAUGAUGAACAUAAUUCAGCAAAUGAUAGUCAAACAUCUCGUAAAACUUCAUCUCGUCAUACAUUAUCAUCUCAACAUAUGCAUGAAAUAAGUUUACCUAAUUGGGAACGUAUGUGUCCAAAUAUCGAUCAAAUAUUAUCAAAUAAACAUGCACAAUCAGGUGUAUUUGCUCAUGAAGUUCAAUUAGUUCAACAAGAAUUAGAAGCACUUUUAUCUAUGUCAAUAGUACGUGAAAAUAUUCUUAAAGAUCUUUAUAAUCCACCUGUACAUAAUUCGGAUACAAUACGUUCAAAAAUACGUAAACAUCAAGAAGCUGAACGAAUAUAUUCAUCAAAAAAAAUACCACAAAAACCUUUACCACCAUUAACAAAUCAACAUCAUCAACGACAUAAUGGAUCACAUUUAUUACUUGAUAGACAAGUAGCAAUGACACCAAUAAUUGGUGCACAAAUUGAUCGUGUAUGGUCGGAUAUAAAUACAUUUUAUCAUGAAAUAUCAUCAAAUGAUAUUUCAAUGAUAGAAAAUCUAGUCGAAUUUAAUCAUCAGUUGGAAAAUAAAUUAGAAAAAUUUAAAUCGGAAUAUAAUAAUCAAGUUAUUGAACAAUCAAAUAUUAUUGAACAAUUAAAAGAAGAAAAUUAUGAUCAAUUAGUACAAAUAUCACAAUUAAAUCCAUUAGUUACAUAUUAUGUUGAUAAAACAACAAUAGGAAAUUUUCAAACAAAUAUAUAUGAACAUAUGGGACAAACAUCUCCGGUUUAUCGAACUCCUAUAUCAAGUCCAAUGCAUGGAAGAAUAUUAGGCAAUAAUUUUGAUUCGAAAGAUAAUGGAGCAGCAUUACGUGUUUCACCACGUUUACAUCCACAUGAAUAUUCAAAUAAUAGAACAGGAUUAUUUUCAUUGCCUAAUGCUAAACUUGACGAUGAUUGUGAAGUAACAUCAGUAGCAAUAAAAUCUAAAAAGAAAAGUAAACUUAUAUCUAGUCCAUCAUCAACAGUUAAAUUUCAACAACGUUUACAAUUAGUUCAAAAUUAUUUACAUGAUCAACAUCCAUUAUUGAAUGAAACAGUUAAAAGACAAUUAUUUAGUGAUAUAAAAUCAACAAAAAAACGAAAAACUUCACUUUCAGUUUCUAUACCAACUGCAGUUAAUACUAAUGAUCAUUGUGUAGAUGUAUUUCAGUCAAAAUUAACAACAUUAAUAUCUUUAUUACAUGAAUGUUCAACAAUAAGUUCUUAUGCAUUAAAACGUGCACGUCUACAAUCAGAUAAUGAACAAACAUGGCAAAAAUUAAAUAUUAUUGAACGUGAUUUAGAAAGUUUAACUGAAAAACUUGAUGUAACCGGUGGUUAUAAUAAUAGUUCAAAUAAUGAAAAAGCAUUUCAAAAUCUUGCUCAAUUAUUAACAGAUUGGCAACAAGAUGAAGAAGAAUUUGAUCGACAAUUAGAAGAAUUAUUUAUUAUUGAUCAAUAG